AUUAUCAGGAGAUUAGCCCAGAGGGGUGGCGCCUGCUCGCAGCCUGCACCGUGACGCUCUGGUCCCCGCAGUGCCCGCGCGCCCAGGGACUGGACGAGUUGGCUGCUGCGUCCCGGUUUCCCGGUCGCCGAAAGUUCUCGGCUCCGUUUAGCCGCUAACUAUCCGCUUCCCAAGCGAUCACUUCUGCAAGGACAUCGUGUUCCCGUGUGGAUUCCAGACCAAAACUGAAAAAAAUGAUUGACCUUACCCAGCUAAAGGAAAAUGACGUGUUCAUGGCCUUUGCCUCCUAUACGACAAUUGUUCUUUCCAAAAUGAUGUUUAUGAGUACAGCAACUGCAUUCUAUAGAAUGACAAAAAAGGUUUUUGCCAACCCUGAAGACUGCGCAGGCUUUGGCAAAGGAGAAAAUGCCAAGAAGUAUCUUCGAACAGAUGACAGAGUGGAACGUGUACGAAGCAGUCCUACUGAGUCAACCAGUCUGGAAAAUGCGUUGUGCCAAGAAUAUGGAUCUAAAAUCAUUUCAGGACAAGGAAUCAAUAUGAAAACUGAAAACAGUAUCAGAAGGAAAUUUGUAAGUGUAAUGAUGAAAAAGAGUAAGAAUCAGAAAAGGUGAGCAACGCUUGGGAUUCUUAGAACCACUGAAAAGACACCAGGCAGUUUUAAAGCUUUGUGGUGUGGUUCGUGAACUUUCCUUUUAGAACCGGCAGCCAUGAGCCUGAUGGUAAUCAUGGCCCUCUACUCAUGGCAUUGCCUCAGAAGGACUGGAAAGUGAUAGCAGUUAAAUUCCCAGGAGCCUUAGUAAGAUUGAAAUGAACACCCCCAAGUAAGCCUCAGGUGUGAAAGCUUAACAAGAGAUUUGAGGAUUGAGGUUUUAAAUUUUGAGAUUGAGGAUUUUAAGUUUCUCCCGCCUGUACUUCCCCACUCCUACCCUUAACUCCUGCCCUUGGGAUUGACCUUUUAGAGGAGGAAGCUGUUAUCCAAGUUGCUCCUCUAGUCAAAUGCAAAUACAUUUUGGUAAGAAGAUUGGUCCUGGUUCCUGCAGGGUUCCCUGUCCUUGAGCAGGUGCAGCGAUACUGUACACAGCGCCCCCUGGUGAUCUGACACUGGCUUUUCAAUGUGGCGAGAGAGGAACGUCUCCAAGAGAGACAAGGCGUCCAUUUUCCAUCUGUAUUUCUUGAGACCUUAUCUGCCCCACUGAAAAAGCUCCUAUUAACAGCAGACUUUGGGAGAUAUUUUUCAGAGAGUUUCCAGAAUCCUCUCUUUUCAUUUUUAACCUAAAUUUAUUUUUCUCUAUAAUUAUUUCAAUAGUUAAUUGUAAAGCAUAUUCCAAUGGCAGGAGGAACAGAAAGGGGCUACAAAAUGAAGGGAAAAGUAUGCUUCACAGUGUGCAGUGAUGGGAAAAUAAAUACAUGCACAUAAAGGACGAUUCAUUUAAGAUUUAAAGUAAUAAGUGUUGAAAUAUCAAGCUAUGUGGCUUAAAGUAAGUUACUUGAGUUCUGGCCAGAUGGAAAUCAGUGAUGGUUAGAAAGCACUUUACAUAUUUCCUUAUUUAAUCCUAUCUUACCUCAUUCUAGGAAGCAUUCAAGACCAUAUACAUUUAAUACAAUAAGAUAAAAGGAAAUUGAAAAGCAAACAGGGCAGCUCAUGAAAUAAAGGGAGUUAUUUAAAAGACGAAAAGUAUGGGUAGGGUUUGGUCUUUAGGGAAAGGAGAGAUAUUGAGUAUACACUGCCUUCUCAGGUAGAUAAGACCCUUUCACUGAGAAUAUCCCCAGGAGUUCAAGUGAGACUUUCCCAGGAUUCUUUCAAGAGACUGGAGCAUUGACCAGGGGUUGAACUAGAUGAUACGCCCCAGGCCCCAGUGCAUGAACAAAGCCUUUAUGGGGAGAUUAUCAUGUGUGUGUCAGCGUCACCUCUAUCAGGGUGCUAUUAAAGAACGUUCUUGGGUUUAUAACACUUCCUCUAAAAAAAGACCAACAUACAUGUAGUAACUAGAGAAUGAUAAGAAGUGGUAGGGCACAAAGUAUAAGUUGCUGGGGUAUUUAGGACUAUUUCAUGAAGGAAGACCUUAAAGAAUAUUAGGAUUUGGGAGGAGAAACCAGGUCAAUUUGGGAAAAUUCCUUUGUGGGGAUUUGGACAGACUGCUGCAUGUUGAGUGUGAAGAGCUUGGGCUGAGAUGAGGCAGCAGGAGCAGUCUGGGGUGGAGCUCUUUUUGUAUUUGCACCCCCCACCCCCACUCCUAAAUGCAUGCAGCAGCUCUGUUCCAGGUCACUGGAUACUAAAACCAGGUGAUUCUGAUCUGAGGGGCUAAGGUGUGGCUGUGGCAUCCUGAGCGCAGAGCUGGUAAGAAGGCUGGCCAGAGAGCCAGUGUGUGCCAAGGGGUAUCUGUCCAGAGGAGAAAGAGAAAUGGGAACAUGGAAUCCUGGGGGUGGGGUGGGGGACAGAACCAGGUGGAAAGUAGUCACUCAAGAAGACCGACAGCUGUCUGUUAAUGGCACUCAAGAGCUGCUGCUCCAGGAAGGGGGUCCAUUAAUUGUGCAGAGGGAAGGGUAGAGCAGAAGGUGCUAGGAGAGCUGGGGAAGGCUAUGCCUGGAGUCGGGUUUAAAAAGAAUAGCAUAGAGGGGCCGCGCCUGUGACUCAAAGGAGUAGGGCGCCAGCCCCAAAUGCCAGAGGUAGAGGGUUCAAACCCAGCCCUGGCCAAAAACGGCAAAAAUAAAUAAAUAAAAGUAAAUGAAAGAAUAGCAGAGAAAGUGGCCUCCGUUAGGAUAUAGCACAAGAGCUAGGAGAAAACAGGCUUUACUAGGACAAUGAGGAUUGUUAUGGGUGAGAACCUUCUGAGGGUAAGGAAAGAAAAAAAGCAUUGAAAAGGAGAAAUAAGAUAGAAAGCGAGGGCAGAAAAAAAAAGGAGCCAGGAAAGUGGAAGGAACCCCUGCCGCUGCCCUGCCCUUUCCUCGUUUCCACGUCCCCUGGUCCUCCUUGGCUUUCUUCUCGGACGUUGCAUUCCAUCUGUCAGCUGUUUAAUAUUGCUUUAGAAAUGGACAUUGUUUUCCAUGGGGGUCUCUCCCUGUUAUAGUUUCUUCCCAACUUUAAAAUGUCUGUCCUUUUUAGCUUAUUGUGAAGCCCGAGGUUGGAGGUGAAGAUAUCUCUGUGGCCCUGCAGGAGAAUUCAGAGGAAUAAAACAGAAACCCUUGGUGUAAUUGAGAAGCAGGCUCUUCUUUGGUAGAAUAUAGCAUUCCUGUCCCUUCUUGCCCACCUUAUUCUCAGUAGACCUGGAGUUGUUUCAUGAAAGAGAAAGCACAGGAACACUCCCAUGGUUCUCUGCUUCCUUUCAGGGAGCAGGCACUUCUAUAAGCCUUUUCAAACUGUUACUGAUACAGGUUGCUGUUCCCUUCUUCAUAUCUUUAUGUAGUCAUCGGCUUUGUCAGGAAACUUUAAAGAUAAUCUAAGGAAAAAUG
Molecule: messenger RNA, 3450 nt
Organism: Nycticebus coucang (slow loris)
Lineage: Eukaryota; Metazoa; Chordata; Mammalia; Primates; Lorisidae
Gene: MGST1
Product: microsomal glutathione S-transferase 1
Exons: 5
Coding region: 234-611 (125 amino acids)
Cellular component (GO): membrane; mitochondrion
Molecular function (GO): glutathione transferase activity
Source: RefSeq, a predicted model, not a curated record